Molecule: messenger RNA, 827 nt
Organism: Brassica oleracea var. oleracea
Lineage: Eukaryota; Viridiplantae; Streptophyta; Magnoliopsida; Brassicales; Brassicaceae
Exons: 3
Biological process (GO): DNA integration
Molecular function (GO): nucleic acid binding
Source: RefSeq, a predicted model, not a curated record
AUGCCUCAAAACCCAAUUCUAGAAGUGGAGGUAUUUGAUGUAUGGGGUAUAGAUUUCAUGGGAUCAUUCCCAUCAUCUUUUGGCAAUAAAUACAUCCUCGUAGCUGUUGACUAUGUCUCCAAGUGGGUGGAAGCUGUAGCAAGUCCCACCAAUGAUUCUAGAGUGGGGAUCAAGAUGUUCAAGAGCUCCAUCUUUCCAAGAUUUGGAGUCCCAAGAGUUGUGAUCAGUGAUGGAGGAUCUCAUUUCAUCAACAAGCUGUUAGAGAAUCUUCUCAAGAAGAAUGGUGUGAAGCAUAAGUUUGCAACCCCUUACCAUCUGGAAACAAGUGGUCAAGUUGAGAUCUCUAACAGAGAAAUCAAGUCUAUUUUGGACAAAACUGUGGGAACUACUAGAAAGGAUUGGUCUAUCAAGUUAGAUAAUGCACUUUGGGCUUAUAGGACUGCUUACAAGACUCCUUUGGGAACCACACCUUUCAACCUUGUACUGAAGUUGUUUCCCGGGAAGCUCAAGUCAAGAUGGUCUGGUCCUUUCAAGAUAAAGGAAGUUAGGCCAUAUGGGGCAAUUGUGCUAUGGGACAAGAAUGGUGGAGACUUUACAGUCAAUGGACAAAGAGUUAAGCUCUACAUGGUACAAAUGGGGAGAAAGGAUCAACACAAGAUAGAAACCGAGAAACAAGAACAUGCCAAGCAAGAGACUGCUAGACAUGGGAAGCCUUUAACCUCCGAAUCUACAACAGGAGGAAAUUCUAGGCAACAAGCCCUGGCGGUAAAGAAGAGAGGUGGCAAGCGGGUUAUAAUUUCCGAGGGAGUGGAUGCUAGCGGUAGAAG